Messenger RNA from Physella acuta, 3344 nucleotides. RefSeq lists its product as uncharacterized. Gene Ontology annotation, molecular function: SH3 domain binding. Gene Ontology annotation, biological process: signal transduction. Lineage: Eukaryota; Metazoa; Mollusca; Gastropoda; Physidae. The record is from RefSeq and is a predicted model, not a curated record.
CUUUUUGAUGUGAACACCAUCAAACCGAACAAUGGCGACGCUACCCGCGAACUCUCGUCUUUUGAAACCAUCAUUAUCAGCGCAGGACGCCAUGAAGGCCCCAUCAUUCUCGCUGAAAUACGGACUACUGCGUAAAAAACCGGGCCUAAAAAACUUCGGCAAGUGGCCUCGAAGGUUCGCCAUCCUGGUCAACGACUGCCUGUACGUCUAUCGCGACGAGAACGCCAAAGCCGUGAAGUCAGUUUUUUAUUUACAGGGCUACAACCAAAUCAAACGGGAACCAACCAAGGGCAAAGGUCAAGACUGGGCGUUCUCUAUCAUCCCGGCCAGUAAUAUGGAGUCAGUCAAAUUAAAAACCUUUGCCUGCGUCAGCGACCAGGAGCGGCUGGAGUGGAUGAAAGCCAUUAGGAACCAGAUGUACCACGCCAACAACAUCACCAAACCCGACACCACCUACAAAGAUAAACUCAGGUCGCUGUCUUUAACCGAGGAAGACGCCGACGAAUACAACGAGUUAGAACAACCGAUUUUUAACUCUGGGGAUCCGAACCACGCCAAGCCUGAUGCAGACAUUGAUACGUCGUCUGAUUCGGGAAGCGGGGGGAGUAUCGUUACCCAGAGGUCGAUGUCGUUAACGAUACCUAGCGGAUAUAACGACGCGGGGAAUAUAGACGAUAACUCACAGGGAGAGACCUAUGACGUAGUCGACUCGCAGGCAACGAAUGAAGUAAUCAGACGAAAAUGCCCGGAUGUUCCUUUAGAAUACGCGCCAAGCAAACCCCCACCUCGUUAUAGUGAAGUCUGCGAACCAGAACCUCCGGAAUACGUCAACACUCAACAGUUACAGCUGCAAGAGACAUACGACUAUCCUGAGACAUUCGAAGCGAAGAUCUCCUUAGAAAAGCUGUGCACGGUUGAAGACAAAAACCCGGACCGUGACGAGAUGAUCCGCAGGCUGCAAGGCAAGGGGGAGCCGGGCACAUACCUGAUCCGUCAGUCACGUCAAGGCGACGAGAAGGUCCUUGCCUACCUCACCAGCAAUAUGCACGUUAAGGAGUUCAAAAUCCGCGGGAAGAAGCCCAAGUAUUCUCUAGACAGCCACGCUUUUUUCGCUACUAUAGACGAACUGCUAGAGAAUUACACAAAAACCCCAUUGCCCAGUACAGAUUUUAUUCUAAAGCGAGGUUUUCACCAAGUUAGUUAAAAUAUUUUAACUCUAAAGAUAAGUUUUAUCAUUUGAAGAAUAAAACUUAAAGACAUAAACUAAGUUAUUAAUCCUAAACAUUUAACCGUCGUGUACGGCAGUGCCGAUAAAGACAAUUGGUGGAAGCAUUUUCUGGUGUUGAGAUUUCCAUCCACUUAAUUGUGGAUGAACAAUUUGAAAUAUAUAAAUGUUAAGACGAAAACUGUAAAUAGACAGCACAUCUAGUUAAAAAAACAUUCAACUUUUUUUCCAAAGAUAAUUUAGAUAGUUAUGUUGUAGCCGACUCUGUGAUAUUCAUUUUUUUAUUUUUUGUAGUUUUUUUAUUGAUUUCACUUAUCUGUGUAAACAUACACAUACCGUUGUUGCUUAUCUGAUACUGUUACGCCACACUUUCCGUCCCAUUCUAUAUCUACCAAGUACUUAUAGGGCGGUCCCAUGUGUCUCUAUGUCUACCAAGUAUUUAUAGGGCGGUCCCAUGUGUCUCUAUAUCUACCAAGUAUUUAUAGGGCGGUCCCAUGUGUCUCUAUAUCUACCAAGUAUUUAUAGGGCGGUCCCAUGUGUCUCUAUAUCUACCAAGUAUUUAUAGGGCGGUCCCAUGUGUCUCUAUAUCUACCAAGUAUUUAUAGGGCGGUCCCAUGUGUCUCUAUAUCUACUAAGUAUCUGGGCAAAAAGGUGAAGUAAACAAAGACCUCACUAACACCUAGCUACUAACAUCCACCAACAAAUAGUUCAAAGACCACUGUUUUAUUGAAUUCCUAACGGCCUAUUGAUAGUUCAGAUACCUCUCGUAUUGAAUUCCUAACGACCUACUGAUGGUACAAAGACCUCUCGUAUUGAAUUCCUAACGACCUACUGAUGGUACAAAGACCUCUCGUAUUGAAUUCCUAACGACCUACUGAUAGUCCAAAGACCUCUCGUAUUGAAUUCCUAACGACCUACUGAUGGUACAAAGACCUCUCGUAUUGAAUUCCUAACGACCUACUGAUAGUCCAAAGACCUCUCGUAUUGAAUUCCUAACGACCUACUGAUGGUACAAAGACCUCUCGUAUUGAAUUCCUAACGACCUACUGAUAGUCCAAAGACCUCUCGUAUUGAAUUCCUAACGACCUACUGAUGGUACAAAGACCUCUCGUAUUGAAUUCCUAACGACCUACUGAUAGUCCAAAGACCUCUCGUAUUGAAUUCCUAACGACCUACUGAUGGUACAAAGACCUCUCGUAUUGAAUUCCUAACGACCUACUGAUAGUCCAAAGACCUCUCGUAUUGAAUUCCUAACGACCUACUGAUAGUACAAAGACCUCUCGUAUUGAAUUCCUAACGACCUACUGAUAGUCCAAAGACCUCACUUGUACCAAGUCUUUAACGACAUUUUGAUUUGUCAUACUAGCCGAACACCCCUUCAAUUAUUUGUCAAUACAAUAUUUAUAUAGGGUAAACUCAUACCAAUAGGUGGACGGACACCCCUCUAAUAUAUCAUUUAUAUAGGGUAAAACUGUCAUGGUAGGUGGACUCCCCCCCCCCCCCCUCAUUCAUUGCCACCCUAGCUACGCGACUGUAACCCAGGUUUAAAGGGUUAACUGUCGACUGUAACCCACGUAUAAAGGGUUAACUGUCGACCGUAACCCAGGUUUAAAAGGUUAACUGUCGAAUGGAAAAAAAUGUAACGCGAACAUUAAAACAAAAAUCUGUACCGUAAUUGUGUAACACAAUGGACUUGUUAUUAAGUGCACAUCGUCAUUUAUGUAAUACAAUGCUCGUGUUAAGUAACUUGACAUGUUGUAAUUUUAGUGUUUAGUGUGUUCUUGUCUGCUAUAAAUAGUAGCACACAGUAUAGGCAGAAUUAUUGAUUUUUUGGGGGGUAUAUUUUUAACGAUCAAUAGAUUUAUAUCAUAGUUCUUUGUGUAUAUCUGUAUGCUUCUAUGGGAGUUUAUAUUGAGAAUAUCGAAAUGAGAUUUGAGUUUAAAUUGAGCAUAUUGAAUGAGACUUGAGUUUAAAUUGAGCAUAUCUGAAUGAUAUUUGAGUUUAAAUUGAGCAUAUCUGUAUGAAAUUUGAGUUUAAAUUGAGCAUAUCUGAAUGAAAUUUGAGUUUAAAUUGAGCAUAUCUAAAUGAGAUUUGAGUUUAAAUUGAGCAUAUAUGAAUG